Molecule: messenger RNA, 528 nt
Organism: Brassicogethes aeneus
Lineage: Eukaryota; Metazoa; Arthropoda; Insecta; Coleoptera; Nitidulidae
Source: the annotation of a GenBank genome assembly
AUGUCAAAUGAUUUUGAAUGGAUUGACAGCACAAAAGAGUUUUUGUUUUGCAAGUUAUGCCAAAUUAAAUUAAGUGGAAGUAGGUUCCACCUGAAGAGGCAUGAGAGAAAUUCGACGCAUCAGAAAGCUUCUAAGGCAGUGAAAACAUCCCAACAUUUAAAAUCAUUAGUUGGUGAUGGCAGCAAAAAUAAAUUAUUGAAGCAUCAAAUCAAAACAGCUGAAAUUAAAUUAUGUUGUUUUAUUUGUGAAGAAAAUCUACCUCUGCUGCUAAUGGAUACAUUGCCUUUAUUAAAUAAAGAAAUCUACCCUGAUUCGAAGAUUGCACAGGGUGUAUCAAUGAAAAGAAGCAAAGCCACAAAAAUUAUUACAGGAGUUUUAGGGCAGACUUUCAAAAAAGAGGUUAUUAAUGAUUUAAAGAAGAGCAGAUUUUCAAUCAUAAUUGAUGAGAUAACUGACAUUAGUACUAAAAGGUCUUUAGUUGUUGUAGUACGAUAUUGGAGUGAUGACCAUCAGAAAAUUGUAGAUUGA